AAAGCAAAUCUUUACUGGGAGAUCAGAAGGUACUUUACUCUUGAACAGACGCUCCUUACCUGGAGCUCCAGCCUGAGAUAUGAGGUUUUCUCUCUGGCCGGUUGCUUUGUAUGCUUCGGUCCUUCUGUCAUUUCUGAGUCAAUGUGCAAUAGCAGUGGAGAGACACUACUACAUUGCUGCAGUUAUCAUUAAUUGGGAUUAUACAACAAAUGGAUCACAAAGCAUUGGUCCCAUCUAUAAAAAGACAGUGUACAGGGAAUAUGACCCACAUUUCAAAAAUGCCAAAACAACUCCAUGGUCAGGGCUGCUGGGACCCACACUCCGUGGCCAAGUUGGUGACACCAUAAUUGUCACAUUCAGGAACAUGGCGGAUCAUCCCUGUAGUAUCCAUGCACAUGGCAUUGCUUAUGGAAAACAGUCUGAAGGAUCACUGUACUUUGACAACACGUCCCAGUUUGAGAAAGAGGAUGAUGUCAUAGAUCCUGGCAAAGAACAUACAUACUAUUGGGAGGUAACUAAAGAGGUGGCCCCACAGGAUGCAGAUCCCCCAUGUGUCACAUAUACUUAUUUCUCACAUAAUGAUAUUGUCAAGGACUACAACACGGGCCUGAUUGGUACUCUGCUAAUUUGUAAAACUGACAGCCUUGAUGAGUCUGGAAACCAGGUUCAUUUCCAUCAGGAGUUCACACUGUUGUUUGGGGUGUUUGAUGAGAGCAACACCUGGUACAGCACAGGGGUUGCACCACUCAAAGAGAAUGUGAAAUACACAAUCAACGGUUUCACAAAUGGCUCUAUACCUCAUCUUAAUGUGUGUGCACAUUCCAAAGUAACCUGGCACUUAGUUGGUAUGAGUUCUGAGCCAGAGCUUUUUUCUGUGCACUUCAAUGGCCAGGUUCUACAGCAGAAUGGACACAAGGUGUCUUCAAUUGGCAUUAUCAGUGGUACAGCUACCAGUGCAGAGAUGGUGGCCAUCUACCCUGGUCGCUGGCUUCUGUCUUCUCAUGUUAGCAAACACUUGGAAGCUGGGAUGCAUGGCUUUCUGAACAUUAAUAAAUGUGAAGAGUUUAAUGCACCGAAGCGAAGGCUUACCAUUCAGCAAAAACGAGAGAGUCAAGAAUGGGUUUACUACAUUGCAGCUGAGGAGAUCACUUGGGAUUAUGCUCCAAAUUUGCCAGAUAAUGUGGACAGGGAUUUUCGGUCCACUUACUUAAAACAGGGUGCAGGGCGGAUUGGUAAGAAAUAUAAAAAAGCUGUGUUCACUCAGUAUACGGAUGAAUCAUUUAAUGAAAGGGCAGAAGAUAAGCAAAGAAAAAGGGAGUUGGGAAUUCUUGGUCCUGUGAUCAGAGCACAGAUCAGAGACAUAAUAAAGGUUGUGUUCAAAAACAAAGCAUCACGUCCAUACAGCAUUUAUCCUCAUGGAUUAACCAUCGAUAAAGCAUCAGAGGGAGUUAAUUACCCUGACGGAGGGAACCAGACCCAUGCAGUGCAACCAGGGGAGACCUACACAUAUGUGUGGCGAGUCAUUGAGGAGGACGAGCCAUUAAAUAGUGAUUCAAGGUGUCUCACCAGGAUGUAUCAUAGUGCGGUGAACACUCCACGAGACAUUGCCUCGGGUCUUGUUGGGCCACUUCUCAUCUGCAAAAGCCAGUCCCUCAGUACCAGGAAUGUCCAGCUGAGGGCAGACAAGGAGCAGCAUGCUAUGUUUGCAGUGUUUGAUGAAAACAAGAGUUGGUACCUAAAUGAGAACAUCCUCACAUUCUGUGGAGACCCAAAAACUGUAAAACCAGACGAUCCAGACUUCUAUAAAUCAAACGUUAUGCACACAAUUAAUGGUUAUGUAUAUGAAAGUGGCCAAGUCCUGGGGUUUUGCAAUGGUGAGAUUGUAACUUGGCAUGUGUCUAGUGUUGGGGAACAAGAUGACAUCCAAACAGCCACAUUUUAUGGACAUACAUUUGAACUGAACAACAGAGAGGAGGACAUCCUCAGUCUGUUCCCCAUGACAGGAGAGACGAUUUCCAUGAACAUGGCUAAUGUUGGAGUUUGGCUAAUGGCAUCACUGAACACACAUGAGACCCAAAAAGGAUUACGUGUGAAGUUUAGGGAUGUUGAAUGCUUUAGGGAUUACAUUGUGGAAGAACGUUACAAUUACGAUGAUGAUGAUGUAAAAGAGGAAUUUGAAGUGUGGAAACCCACAACCACCGAGACAGUAAUAAAAAAAGAAUCCAAUCUAAAGCAAACCACAGUUGAUGAUACUGAUUCAUACAGCGAUUAUUAUGCAACAGCUCUUGGCAUAAGGUCACAGAAGAACAAAGGAGAGAAUGAUAUGGAACUAUUAGACUUUUCUAUGUUGGAUACUGAGGAUGAUAAGCUGCUUUCCACUGAUGUGAUCCAAAACAUAACCAAUUUCGGUUUGGAGCUUGAUGAUAAAAACCUUACAAUAACAGCUGUUCAAAAUGAAAGCACAACAGAGCCAUCAAUCAAAUUAGCUCUGGAAUCAGUACCAGCUAACUCCAGAAUAAAUGGAACUAACCAUUCACCACUAAUCACCACUCAUCCCAGUAACAGUUCACUUCUACAAAAUUUUGAGAGAGAAAUCACCUCAGAAAACAGACAAAACACAUCAUUAACAGAAGAGAUAAAGCUAUUGCUAUCAACUCAAACAUCAAAGACUCAUAAAGAGAAUGUGACAGAGGCACAGACCCUAGACUUGGUGCGUGACUCUGUGGAGUUGGUAGAGGACAAUGACAGGUCAAGGGAGAACAUAUUUAUUUACAGUGUACCUGCUCUUAACUCUCAUAUUAGUAUUACAGAUGAUGAUAUGAAAGAGUAUGUACUACUGAAUCAUGAUAAACAGAUAGAAACAAAUAUCCAUGACCAUUUAGUUGAGUAUAGCAUCACAUCUACAGAGCAGCCAAACAGCAUUGUGGAACUGCUGGGCAAUACCACUCAAACAACAGAGCCUGAGGAUAACCAAGAAUUAAAUCAUACAGAGAUCAAUUCAGAAUCAUUAUUUGAAAUGAGUCAAGAUCUGAAUAACCCCAAAGUGGUCUCAGAUGUUACACAGAAGACCAUUCAAGCAUUGAAUAGCACCCAAGUGGAGUACGAACUUUCAGUACAGGAAGAUAAAAAAUUAAACGGCAGCGAAGUGGAGUACGAAGUUUCAGUACAGGAAGCUGAAGAAAUAAAUGGCACCAAAGUGGAAUACAAACUUUCAGUACAGGAAGCUGAAGAAAUAAAUGGCACCAAAGUGGAAUAUGAACUUUCAAUACAGGAAGAUAAAGAAUUAAAUGGCACUGAAGUGGAGUGCAAAGUUUCAAUACAGGAAGAUAAAGAAUUAAAUGGCACUGAAGUGGAGUGCGAAGUUUCAGUACAGGAAGAUAAAGAAUUAAAUGGCACUGAAGUGGAGUACGAAGUUUCAGUAAAGGAAGCUGAAGAAAUAAAUGGCACCAAAGUGGAAUAUGAACUUUCAAUACAGGAAGAUAAAGAAUUAAAUGGCACUGAAGUGGAAUACGAACUUUCAAUACAGGAAGAUAAAGAAUUAAAUGGCACCGAAGUGGAAUACGAACUUUCAGUACAGGAAGAAAAAGAAUUAAAUGGCACUGAAGUGGAAUACGAACUUUCAGUACAGGAAGAAAAAGAAUUAAAUGGCACUGAAGUGGAAUACGAACUUUCAAUACAGGAAGAAAAAGAAUUAAAUGGCACUGAAGUGGAAUACGAACUUUCAGUACAGGAAGAAAAAGAAUUAAAUGACACUGAAGUGGAAUACGAACUUUCAGUACAGGAAGAAAAAGAAUUAAAUGGCACUGAAGUGGAAUACGAACUUUCAGUACAGGAAGAAAAAGAAUUAAAUGGCACUGAAGUGGAAUACGAACUUUCAGUACAGGAAGAAAAAGAAUUAAAUGGCACUGAAGUGGAAUACGAACCUUCAGUAACGGAAGAGGUUAUACCAAACAUUGAAACUAAUCUUAAUGAAGUGGUUAUUUAUCUAAAGGACAGCAACAACACUAUGGUCAUUCUCACCACACCUUUGGAUACACAAGCAAAGAACUGGAGCUAUGAAGGUAAACAUGAGUUGGUGCAAAUGGAGUUCCCAGAUCACAUGAACAAAUAUAUAACAGACAAGCAACCAAACAGUGUAAAAGAAAAGGAGAAAAAAAUAUCUCUACAAAGGGUGAAACCGAUGAAAGGGUAUGGUAUGAAGACAAAAAAGAGAAAGGAUUACAAACCGCAAGCUCGUAGUGCCCUCUCUCCAAAAUUCUUCUCUCCAAGGGGUUUUGCGCCUUCUCAUGUUGAAGAAGAAAUUAUCCCCAAAGCUAUAGUUAUAGGCAAUCCCAGGAAUGACUUCAAUGAAUAUGAAAUAUAUGUUCCUCAUGGCCAGAAGGAUUUUGAUUUUGAGAACCCCUCUGAUUACAAAGAAGAAUAUGAAUAUGUUGAAUACAGAGACCCAUAUGGAAAACCACCUCAAACAGAAACUGACGUACUCGAUGAAGUAUCUAAAUAUUCCUUGCAAAUGGCUGGCAGCAAGUCCAGGGUCUACUUCAUUACUGCUGAAGAAGUUAACUGGGAUUACGCAGGCUAUGGACAAAAGAGGGAAGACAAAGCCUCAGUGAAGGAGAGGCCGAAGCUGUUCAAGAAAGUGCUGUUCAGGUCAUAUUUGGACAGCUCAUUUACAACACCAGACAUACGUGGAGAAGUCGAUGAGCAUCUUGGCAUCAUGGGUCCAGUCAUUAAAGCUGAAGUUGAUGAAACAAUAUAUGUAGUGUUCAGGAAUCUUGCCAGUCGCCCAUACUCAUUGCAUGCAAAUGGAGUAUCAUAUAGCAAAAAUAUGGAGGGGCUGAUUUACGAAGAUAACUCACCUUACUGGUACAAGCAUGAUGAUGAAGUUCAACCCAAUAAAACUUUCACAUAUAUUUGGACAGUAAAUGACAAAGUGGGGCCAUCAAAUGGUGAAUCUGGCUGCCGAAUAUGGACCUACUAUUCUGGCGUAAAUCCUGAGAGAGACAUCCAUUCUGGACUGAUUGGGCCGCUUCUGGUUUGUGGAAAGGGCACUCUGGCUAAAAAUCCAGUAGACACACAAGAUUUUAUGUUACUUUUUAUGACGUUUGAUGAGAACAAGAGCUGGUACUAUGAGCAAAACUUGGAGAUUCUCAAGAAAACAAACAGAAAAGCAACUCUGGAUCCCAAUUUUAAUAACAAUAUCAAAUUUCAUGCGAUCAAUGGAAUUAUAUACAGUCUUAAAGGACUUCGCAUGUAUGCUGAACAGCUGGUAAAUUGGCAUCUUAUAAACAUGGGCUCUCCAAAAGACAUCCACAGUAUUCACUUUCAUGGCCAAACCUUCCUUAAUAAACAUAAUGACCCCCAUCGUCAUGGAGUAUAUCCACUUUUACCAGGAAGAUUUGCAACUCUGCAGAUGUGGCCCUCGAAGCCAGGGCUUUGGAUGUUGGAAUCUGAGGUUGGAAUUUCCCAGCAGAGAGGGAUGCAGACCCUAUUUUUAGUGUUAGACAAUGUAUGUGACCACCCUCUUGGUCUGAGUUCUGGAGCUGUUAAAGACAGCCAAAUAACAGCAUCCAAUUCUAGAGGCUACUGGCUUCCCAAUUUGGCCAGACUGCACAAUUCAGGAAAAUAUAAUGCAUGGAGUGCAACAAAGCCAGAUGAGUGGAUACAGGUAGACUUCCAGCGGCCAGUGGUGAUCAGUAAAAUAGCCACACAGGGAGCCAAACAAAUCUUCACCUCUCACUAUGUUCUGAACUACACAAUCUUCUACAGUACAGACCGCAAAAGAUGGAGUUGGUACAAAGGAGACAGCAAAACUUCGAGAAAGACGUUUGAAGGCAAUAGAGAAGCCCAUGAAGUGAAGGAGAAUAUAUUCUUCCCACCUAUUAUUAGUCGAUAUGUGAGGCUUUACCCCUCACAUUCAUAUAAUUAUCCAACAGUUCGCAUGGAGUUCUAUGGAUGUGAGUUAGAUGGGUGUUCAGUACCCUUGGGAAUGCAGAGUGGAUAUAUAAAUGAUCAUCAGAUCACAGCCAGUUCUGUUGCUACCAGCUGGUAUUCUGGCUCAUGGCAGCCUUGGUUGGCCCGUCUUGAUAAACAAGGAUCACUCAAUGCUUGGCAAGCCAAGAGUAAUGAUAAUCAUCCAUGGAUCCAGAUAGAAUUAAAGGAGGUCAAGAAAAUCUCUGGAAUUGUUACCCAGGGAGCGAAGUCACUGAAGACAGAGAUGUUUGUAACCACUUAUGUUUUAGAGUACAGUGAUGAUGGCAAGAAAUGGACCAAGUACUCAGAUAAUGAAGACUAUGAAAUAAAGACAUUCAUGGGAAACUCUGAUAACAACAGCCAUGUGAAAAAUUAUAUCUACCCUCCAAUAUUCUCCAAAUUUAUCAGAAUUAUACCUACAAAAUGGCAGAAUGCUGCCACCAUGAGGAUUGAACUACUGGGAUGUGAUUUUGAAUAAUGACCAUUCAUCUUUGUUCCAUCCUUCUGUGCUAAGUCCACGUAUUUUGAAUAUUCCUUUUCUAUAUUUCUAUCUAAUAUUUUUCAGUGAUUAUUGUGUAUUAAAGUUAUCAGUACAAAACAGAUAAAAU
Hemibagrus wyckioides is the source of this 6578-nucleotide messenger RNA. RefSeq names its product coagulation factor V (gene f5). Gene Ontology annotation, molecular function: copper ion binding; oxidoreductase activity. The record is from RefSeq and is a predicted model, not a curated record. NCBI's taxonomy places the organism in Eukaryota, Metazoa, Chordata, Actinopteri, Siluriformes, Bagridae. The transcript is spliced from 25 exons. Bases 80 to 6448 code for a protein of 2122 amino acids.